This is a messenger RNA of Xiphophorus maculatus (southern platyfish), 7178 nucleotides long. RefSeq names its product lipase E, hormone sensitive type (gene lipeb). The record is from RefSeq and is a predicted model, not a curated record. Bases 398 to 2983 code for a protein of 861 amino acids. Lineage: Eukaryota; Metazoa; Chordata; Actinopteri; Cyprinodontiformes; Poeciliidae. Gene Ontology annotation, biological process: cholesterol metabolic process; triglyceride catabolic process. Gene Ontology annotation, molecular function: sterol ester esterase activity; triacylglycerol lipase activity. Gene Ontology annotation, cellular component: cytosol. The transcript has 14 exons.
AAAUUAAAAACAUUUCAGAUGCUGUUUUGCUUUCAUAGCUGUAUGUGUGCCAGUGUUGAGGUUUUGCCAACUGAGCUAAAGUUCACAGGGUGUUGCAAGCUGACCAGCCAAUGGCAGUACAGCCCUCUGUCACAGGGGAGACGGUUAACUGGAAAAUGGUUUGUUCCUAAAUUUCCUGUGUUUUUAAAUGUGGCGGGAGGAGGAGUUUAGAGAAGGAUACCACGUUGCUCCCAAGGACUAGAAAUAUGACAUGCUCUCAUACAGAUUAAACCCAAAGAGCUAUGCAGUGAAGAUGCAGGAGAAACAGAUCCACAACAUCAACUAAACACACAUCUCUUUAUCUUUUCCUUUCUUUUUUUCAUGCUUUCAAUGCUCUCAUGGAAGAGAGGAGGCUGACAUGGACAAAGCCUUGAACUCAGAUUCUGUGAUGGACACCCAGGCAGUGUUUGCAGCACUUUACGGCGUAUGUGAAGAAAAUGUGGCUUUCUUCUCGGGUGGAGGCAAGGGGACCCAGGGUGAUGCUGGUCGACGUCUGGUGGAGGCCAUGAAACUGAUCCAGGAACACGCUCGCAGUUUGGAGCCUGUUAUUUCUGGCUUUACUGCCGUUUAUCAACAUUUUGACUUUGAUCCACACAUACCUGCUAAUGGCUAUCGCUCGCUCGUCAAGGUUGUACGUUGCUGUCUUCUCCACAUCAUCCACAAGGGGCGCUACAUCACAACCAACCGUCGCAGCAUCUUCUUUCGGGUAGCGCACAACAUGCGGGAGAUGGAGGCGUACUGCAAUGCGCUCUGUCAGCUGCGCGCCCUGCUCUACUUGGCGCAGCGCAUGCUACAUGACAACAGCCACGGAAACCUGUUCUUCCAGGAUGAAAGUGGCCUCAGCGAGAGUUUCGUCCGGGAAUACGCCUCCAUGCAUAAAGGAUGCUUCUAUGGCCGCUGCCUGGGUUUUCAGUUUACGCCGGCCAUCCGACCAUGUCUUCAGACCAUCGCUAUUGGCCUCGUGGCCUUUGGUGAAAACUACAAGCGUCAUAAGUCAGGAAUAGUGGACGCAGGAGGUAUUGCACCGUAUGGUGUGGCAGCCAGCUCUUUCUUUACCUCGGGCAAGUAUGCCAUCGACCCGGAGCUGAGGGGGGCAGAAUUUGAAAGGAUAACUCAGAACCUGGAUGUACAUUUCUGGAAGGCCUUCUGGAACAUCACAGAGACAGAGGUCUUGUCGAGUCUUGCCAGUAUGACCUCUACUCAAGUCAAGGUGAACAGAGCGCUUUCUGUGCCUCCUGUGUCCUUUGACCUUCCUCUAGCCACAAACCACAGAGCGUCUGUAACAAUAGCUCCACCAUCGGCGCACAUCGGCAUCGCUCCUGUUCAGAUGAGACUCAUUUCUUAUGAGUUGCGUGAAGGACAGGACAGCGAGACUCUGCUAUCUCUCUCUCGAUCUGAGGGAGGUGCUAUUUCUCUAUCCCUGGGGUUGAAGACCAAGCGCCUCCCUUCUUCCCCCUGCCUUCUCAUCCACUUCCAUGGAGGAGGCUUUGUGGCACAGACCUCAAAGUCCCAUGAGCCUUAUUUGAAGAGCUGGUCCCAGGAACUUGGUGUUCCCAUCCUGUCGGUGGAUUACUCUCUGGCCCCUGAAGCCCCUUUCCCACGGGCACUUGAAGAGUGUUUCUAUGCCUACUGUUGGGCUCUAAGAAACCACCAUCUACUUGGAUGGACUGGAGAGAGAGUGUGUUUGGCUGGUGACAGUGCGGGGGGCAACCUGUGUGUGACCACGUCAAUGCGCGCCGCUGCCUUUGGCGUACGAAUGCCAGAUGGCCUGGUGGCGGCCUACCCAGCUACGCUGCUGACGGCCUACGCGUCACCCUCCCGUCUUCUUACACUUAUGGAUCCCCUGCUGCCGCUCAGUGUGCUCUCCAGGUGUCUCAGUGCCUACGCAGGUAAUGAGCCGCAGACCGAGAAGCAGGUAGAAAAAGUGAGCACGUUGAGCCUGGUGAGGAGAGAUACGGCCCUGCUGCUGCGAGAUUUCCAACAGGGAGCCUCUAACUGGAUCCAAUCUCUGCUGGAUCCCAACAGAGCAUCAGCCUCCUCCAACACAUCUGCCGAGAUGACACCAGCAACCCCCGAUACACCGACAAGCGAUACAGUGAGAAAAAGCGUCUCGGCAGCUUCCAUCUCCUCUCCUCACGCUGACCCGCCUGUGCCCAACGAGCCGUCGCCGCUGCCCGGCAGAAAAUUAUCUGUGAAGAGCAAGACGUGCCAGGACUUGGAAUCCCACAGCAGUCCCAUCCGCCAGAGCCCCCCGCUGACGUCUGAGCACGCUGUAGAAGACGUGAGUUUCUUUCUCUGCAGGGACAGUGACCCCUCCGUGUCCAGCGACUUGUCCUCUGUGGCCAUCCCGCCCCCGGCCGUAGAGGAGGGAUCGGAGCUGCUGCACCCCAGGGAGUUCCCUCUGGGCUUUGAGCCGCUGCGCUCGGAGCAGCUCGCUGAAAUGAGGAUGCAGAGCUCUCCGGUCGUCAAGGAUCCUUUCUGCUCACCUCUUCUGGCUCCUGACAGCAUGCUGAAGGGGCUGCCGCCUGUACACAUAGUGGCUUGUGCGUUGGACCCCAUGUUGGACGACUCCGUGAUGUUUGCCAAGCGUCUGAGGAGUGUCGAGCAGCCCGUCACACUGUGCGUGGUGGACGACCUCCCCCACGGCUUCCUCAGCCUCUCGCAACUCUCCAAGGAGACGAGGGAGGCCGCCAACGUUUGCAUGGAACGAAUCCGCUCCGUCUUCAACCAGGAGGACACGCCCCCGGAGCCACGCAAGCACCGCAAGCUGGAGCGGACUGACAAGGGGGAACUGGCACCUUCUGGAGAAACCAGUGCUCUCCUUCCCGACCCCAUUGAUGACCCAGAGGCAGCUGUCGGGAGAGGGUCUAAAAUCUCUGAUGGGGAGGGGUUGGUUGCUGUGGCAGCCCAAAAUAACACUGACGCCGGUGGCAUCGGUGCUUAAAUGAGGUUUGGGGUUGAGGGGAAGGCUGCGGUUCACUCACAGGAGUGGAGAGAGAGAGGGAGUAAAUGAAAGUCAGACUGAUGUAGGCAGCGCAACUCCUAAAUGAGAAACGAAGGCAGCAUCUUAGGAAAACAGAAAGAGGAGUGGGAGGGGGCAGUCUGGGAAAAAAUGCUCAGUGUUUGAACAAUAAAUAAGAGGAGGUGGAGCGCUGAAAUGUAUCUCCUGCUCCUCGAUUCUUACCACUCGUCCGCGCUCCAUUAUGCACCAACGCAAAUCUGGCAGACAAAACGAACACACCCACAAAAAGGCAGUCAUGUUUCAGAAUGAGAUGAUAAUUUAAAAGCUUUUCAGAUCAAAGACCAAUACUCACACACACACACACACACACACACACACAGAGCAGCACACAUACUUGAAGGAGUCGCUGUUAGGCAGGCGAAGCUCAGACAUAAAGCACAAGCAAAGCUGCUAGGAAGACGCCUGAAUGGGUGAUUCAUCUGGGCCGCGGCAGGCCCUAAUCAGAUAGCCGUGGGCACACUGUACGCUUCAUCCGCAUCAAUGUGGCCACUUGUCCUUUAGGAAUCCACUCUAAAUCACACUUAAUAACUCCACAUUGUCUUCUCCAUUAUGCCUGUUUGGGAGUCAAUGUAGCUCACUUUGUGGGUUGUAACUAUGUUGACUCUCUCCAAAUAGAAUAACGAAGCUAAACACAACAAACCAAAAGACUCCAAGCUAAAGGAAUUGAUUUACUUGCUUUCUUUAGAAUUGCGUUUUGUUUUUUAAAUCAUAUUUUGAACUUUGUGCAGGACUGUUUUUUAUUAUUUAUGUCAGGUUAUGAUCCCUGAGUCCCGACUUGUUUAAACUUUAAAUGUAUAUUUUAAUAUAAGCUUUUGCUGUUUUUUUUAUAGUGAAUGCUUCAAAAAGGACUCCCUGAACUUUCAUAUUUUUGUCAUGCAAUGACCAUAAUAUAACCCGUUAGGAUUUGAAGUGAUGGACGAAAGGCGGCUUAAAAUUAUAACGGUUAAAGAAAAUGAUUCAUGGUUUCCAAAAACUCCAGACUUUUGGAGCAUGUUUUGACCAGCUUUGCUCAAAGUGGAGUUCACAGAACAAAUGAGAACAACCCUUUUAAAAUGUAAAUAAUAAAUUAGAUUCAAGGUUAUUACUCUCUUAUACAGAAAUAUUUGAAUAUAAACCAUUCAGUUGUAUUUUUAGCUUUGUAUUGAGGUUUAUUGUCCUGGUGGAAGGGCUAUUGUUAGCCUUUUGCUUCCUCUAACAGGCUUUCUUACAAUUGUCCUGUUUUUAGCUUGUCUGCUCUUCCACAGAGACCAGAUAUUUUGGAGCACACGCCUGGUAGUUGUCCUGUUGAUGAAUCGUUCCAUCUGAGUUGCAGCUCCUCCAUUGUUCCCAUCUGCCUUAGGUUAGAUGAACAUCCAUGUCUGUGUAAUUAUAUCGUUCCCAUUCCAUUUUUUGGCUGAUGGGUUGAGCAGACAUCUAUGACAUUAAGAAUUUUACUUGUAACAAUUUUGAAAACCAUGCAUCAUUUUCUUCACAAUAUGCUAGUCACCAAAUUGUGUGUUUGUUGGGUGACAAAAAGCAAAAUAGUUCCAGAGACGUUAGUACGACAGCGAGGCACUGAACAGAUUUGUUUCUUUAGACUAAACUGCUGACUUCUCUGGUCUUUUCACUUAGGCUUAUGCAGAACAAAGCAGAGUUAUCAGAAGGAGAGGAUGAUAAAUAUUACAAUACGGACACAGUGUUCAAUCUCACUGCCGCCUUUGGCAUUUGUAGUGUUGUAUUAGUAAUGCAGAGACUCAAACUGAGAUGCAUUCAAGUGAAAACAAACAAGUUCAAGGAAAUUAUUGUCCUAUCUCUGCAAGUCAUGGUUCUUGAAUUUCUUCAGCGGGUGAAGUGUUUUUAAUAAUUUUAAUAUUUCAGGAUUGGAAGCAGUUGCUUGGCUUCCCAGCCCCGCUAAGAAAUGGAGUUCAAAAGAGUGGAACAGUAAAGAAAAGUCCAAGUCUCAGCUGUCCGUACACAUUUUAAACUCGAUGGCACAGUUUUUCUUGCAAGUUGUCAGAUUUUUCUCUGCUGGUUUCAGUGUCCAACCAAAGCGUUCUCAAGCCUCAGGCUUUAUGACCUGACAGCUUGUUUGUUUUUCGUAACAAGUCAGAGGCUUUUAGGCAAAUCUCGAGAACACCUGCUGUGAAAAACAAUUGCUAGAAGACAAAAAAAACUCCCCACUGACACAUUUUUGCACACUGGUUCAGAUAUUUUCACUCCCUAACAGCUACAAUUGUGGUUCUCGCUGUUUUUUGAUUACUUGAGGACACUUUUCUGCAUACACAGCCAUCAAAGUACUUUAAAAUAUACCGGUGGAUAAAGGAUGGCGGUGUUACUUUGUUCCCUUCUGUUCAUAGCUUGCAUACUGAAAAGUAUGAAAUAUAUGUAUUGAUUUAAAAAAUGCACAUGUGGUUGCCAACAGUGGCUGGCUGUGUCUGUCACUGCUCUGGUUGCAGACCAAAGGUUGCCAGGUCUGCAGAGAAGGAUGCUGUUUGAUGAAUAGGAUUUAGCUGAUGCUCUGACUCUGAAAUCCUUCCCCCCCUGUAGAAGUGCUGGAUUUUCGGCUGCAGUCAUGCUACAGGAUUAGACCAUACUCUGCUCUGUCAGCUCCAAGUACUUACUGCAAUAUUUUUAGUCAGAUUGACAGAAAGAAAAAUACACUUAGCCUCUCAGGUUUGGGGCUGAAGUUUGAACUUGUUUUUGAUAGUUUCUAUUAAUCUGCAGUUUCCCUGCAGAGUUGGUUUAUUCUGAGUUUGAGCUUUUACAUGUUUGUUCUUUUUGCUUGCUGCUUAUCGACAAUUCAGUUGUAUGGAAACAACUACCUUUGUGUCAUGUUUUAUUCAUAAAUGGCACUUUAAAGUCAAUGGACUAUUCAUAGCCGUUGCGUAUAGUCAAUCCUCAUUAGGACCUAUUGUUCUGUCUGUAAUUUGAAGUGCUUAGACUUCUUUACCAAUACUAAGAGCGACACUCCAAAUGGGCAAGAAGAACUGUGUUGGUUGAAAUGUGUCAAACUCUUUCACCUUCAGUGUAUUGACCCUCACAGGCCUCAUAAUACUUAUCUAUUGUGGUUCAUGAGAGCAGGUGAUGGACCAGAACACUUCUGAGGUGAAUCAUAUCUGUGUUUAGUGUUGCGUUUAGGGUUCAAGCACUGGCAAAGCUAUGGAUUUAUAAUUGGCGUGCUUUAAACUGUUGUCUCAGUGCAAUGCUUAGUAUUGCUGUAUUCGUAUUCGGUUUGUCAGUCAGCUCUUCCCUGCAAGUUAACAAUGUUGUUCCAGUUCAAUGUAAACAUAUUUGUAUGUUCAAAUGGUUGUUUGGCUUAAAAUUUUGUUAUAGACCAAAUACUGAUUUUUGGUGAAGUGCAAUGCAAAGUGCAAUAUCCUUACUUCAGUUAGUGUUUGGUAAGGUUGUAUAGGUGGUUACUUUCUAGGAUUUGUCUUUCCAAAGUCUUUGUUCUUGAAGCCAGAAGUGAGGUGAUGCUGAUUAUUAUAGUGCAAUACGCUCCAAUCACCUCCAACUUGGGCUUCACACGUAAUAUAUCAACCUAUAUCUAUGGAAACACUAACGGUUCACCUGAUGGCUGCUUUUAUAAACGCAACAGUUCAUUAUAUUUACCUCAAUCGCUUCAUAGGAAUGUUUCAUGGUGGCUGGAAACAGAAGGUUGGAGUUUAAAGCAGAACCAAAGAGAGCAGCCAGUCCAGGAACUGAUGUUCUCACCUUCCUGUUUAAUGUUUUAGCUGUUAGCAUUGCAUCGCAGGUGCUGCUGUGUAGAAUAACCUGUCUGCACUCAAUAUGCAAAUUGUGCUGGAUCAUUUCAGCUGGAAAUGCUCAGUCUUUUAAAAAGAGGGGAACAAAAUAAGUUAAUACAUUAAGCCAUAGACUGGAAAAAGUACAACUACCUUUUCUUUAAACAUUACUUUGUUGAAAACACCACAAGUGCAAACCUGUGAAUCACGCUAAAAAAAUGUAAACUAAAAAUGAUUCAUGUAGAUAUUUUUACUUUUAUGUAUGUUAAUCAGAUUGAUUAUUUUUUGACUGCAUUUAUUUCACAGUUUCUACAACAGAUUGAUGUAUGUGACGAACCAUGUGGCGAACUUCUUCUUUUGCUGACUUUUAUUAAAAUAAAUAUAUUCUCCCAUAA